UCACAGCCAGAGAGUUUUGUAUCACUCAUUGAGCCACCAAGAAUAAUGGAGCUUCAAGAAGUAAUUCACCUCAUUUUGUCUGCAUUCUAUCUCUUAAUUGUUAGCUUCUCUUCAUGUUCAUUAUCAGUACCUGAAGGAGACAGACUUCCUUACAUGACUUCUGAUAUCCGAGAAGCAUCUGGUAAAUCUUUUGACUACAUAAUUGUAGGAGGAGGUGCCAGUGGUUGCCCCCUAGCUGCCACCUUGUCUGAGAGAUUCUCAGUGCUCUUAGUAGAGAGAGGUGGAUCACCUUAUGGGGAUCCAUUCAUUUUAGAGAAAAAGAACUAUGGGCUCUCAUUGAUCCAAACUGAUGAGUACUCAUCAGUUGCACAGAGAUUUGUCUCAGAAGAGGGAGUUGCAAAUCUUAGAGGAAGAGUCUUGGGGGGAUCAACAGCAAUCAAUGGUGGGUUUUAUAGUAGAGCUAGUGAGAGUUACAUCAAGAGAGUUGGGUGGGAUGAGAAGCUAGUGAGAGAUGCUUAUGAGUGGGUGGAGUCUAAGGUGGUCUUUAAACCAGAGUUGAGCCUAUGGCAGUCAUUUGUGAUAGAUGGCUUUGUUGAGGCUGGAAUCCUACCUUUCAACGGUUUUAGCUUGAAGCAUGUUGGGGGGACAAAAGUGGGUGGGAGCACAUUCGAUGAAUACGGAAGAAGGCAUACCUCUGCUGAUCUCUUAGCGGCUGGAAACUGGAAGAGACUCACAGUUCUUCUGAAUGCAACUGUCAAAAAUGUCAUCUUCCAACGCAGUGGUGAUGGAGGCAAACCCAGAGCUCAGGGCAUACGUUUUAUUAACAGUGACAGCAAGACAAACUGUAGCUACAAAGCUUACCUCAACUAUGAUCCAAUCUCCAGGCCAUGGGGUGAUGUUAUAUUGUCAGCAGGAACAUUAAGUAGUCCACAAAUACUCAUGUUAAGUGGCAUUGGACCCAGAGAUCACCUUAAAAACUUCAAGAUAUAUCCUCUUGUUGAUGCUAACAUGGUCGGCAAAGGUGUUACCGAUAACCCCUGUAUUGCUCUUGCUAUAGACUCUGAGAUAAGCCUACCUCCAGAUCCACCUCAAGUAGUGGGUAUAGCAAAUGGGUAUCAAAUCAUAGUUCAAUCUUUAAUCCUACCCAUAAGCUUCAAAGAAACAAGAGUAUUUGUUGUAGCCAAACUUUCGUUCCCAUUGUCAAGAGGAACACUAGAGUUAAAAACUACCGAUCCUAGGCAAAAUCCUUCAGUAAAAUUUAACUAUCUAGUAGAGAAAAGGGACAUGCAUGAGUGUGUGAAGAUGGCUCGUUUGGUCGAGAGAGUUGCAGGGUCCAAAGCAAUGAAAUGGUUUGAGAGAACUCAUAACAAUGAAACUCUGAUGUCUACUAAUGAGAAGCUGAGAGAAUUUUGCGGGAUGAACGUGAGGACAUACUAUCAUUAUUUUGGUGGGUGCAGUGUUGGGUCUGUUGUUGAUAAGGAUUACAAAGUAUAUGGCGUUGAUGGAUUGAGGGUCAUAGAUGGCUCUACAUUGGUUGAUUCACCUGGUACAAAUCCGAUGGCAACUCUGUUACUGCUUGGCAGGUACCAAGGAAUUAAGAUACUGCAAGAGAGGGUGGAUGAUUUGGUGAACUCGAUACCAGAUUCUCAUUACUAACAUCUAACCCAUCAUUACCCCUAGGUUGCUUCUCUCUCUGUACUCUGUAAAUGACUGAAAUUAUGUAAAGAAAUAUUUCUUUUUUGAUUGUAAGAGAAGUCUUUUCCUUUCCUUGUUGGGUGUGGGCGUGUCUCUCUGUGUCUUCUUUCUGUUUGUUUUCUUGACCUUCUUUUUAGUCGGUCUUUGUAGCAAUCUUUACUGGUGGCUGGAAUUCACAGUUUACUAACUAGCCAAUGGUUUUACUAUUGAUCUCUUCCAAGAUCCACUAAGAGGCAGUUUCAGUAUUUUCUGUGUCA
Nelumbo nucifera (sacred lotus) is the source of this 1952-nucleotide messenger RNA. RefSeq names its product protein HOTHEAD-like. The record is from RefSeq and is a predicted model, not a curated record. Gene Ontology annotation, molecular function: oxidoreductase activity, acting on CH-OH group of donors; flavin adenine dinucleotide binding. NCBI's taxonomy places the organism in Eukaryota, Viridiplantae, Streptophyta, Magnoliopsida, Proteales, Nelumbonaceae.